AUGCACGACUCGUGUGACCCUACAGUACACAAGAAACCCCUCAUCCUCAAUCAUGCCAAUCCUAUAUCUUCUGGUAAUAUGUCGAGGGGCCGGCUGUUUGUGUUCUCCAUCUGCCCCUCCUCUCCUGCUCGCUCUUUUGCAUCUCGACACAACUCGUUGCAGCUCAGCAUCAGCUCAACGUUCUUGAUCUCAACUUUGACCUCAACGACCCAACACUUGCAAGAAAGAGAAAAAAAAAGCAAAGAUAUCACUCUUGUUCCGUGUUCGGACAGUUCCUACCUUCAACCCGUAGAUUAUCCGAUUGACGGUUCUCGGGCAAUUCUCAAUUCUGAUCCAGAUUUAACCAAACAAAUACUUCAAAGAUGUCUGCAGCUGCUACCGCUCCUACCCGUUCAGUUGGGCGUGGGAGCAAGUCCGAUUUCCUCCAUCAUCCUAUUACCAGGAGUGUAUUGCCGUUCCUGA
Morchella importuna is the source of this 462-nucleotide messenger RNA. RefSeq lists its product as uncharacterized. The record is from RefSeq and is a predicted model, not a curated record. The transcript has 5 exons. Bases 1 to 462 code for a protein of 153 amino acids. NCBI's taxonomy places the organism in Eukaryota, Fungi, Ascomycota, Pezizomycetes, Pezizales, Morchellaceae.